AUGGGGCUGAAAAUUACACCGAAACCUGUCUGGCCUUCCAUUAGAGUUACUGAUUUUGAUUUGGCUGGCCACCAAGAGGGGGCGGUAGAUCAAAAUCAGGAUUCAUUGAAACAAACAUUUGUCCUGGAGGUGAUCAGACGCCAAAAUAGAUCAAAAGGCUUUAAUAAUGAGUUCAGGAGCGGUGAAGGGCCAGAUGAAGAGGAUGAAAACAAAAUAGAAAUUGGGUUCCCAACAGACGUAAAGCAUUUGGCUCACAUUGGAGCUGAAAAUGCGAAAGCAAGUCAACCAAGCUGGCUAACUGAGUUCAAAGAAUCAUCAGAAGCUUCAUCUGGGACAGCGGCUUCAUCUGGGACAGCGGCUUCAUCUGGAACAGUAGCUUCAUCUGGAGCAGUAGCUUCAUCUGGAACAGUAGCUUCAUCUGGAACAGUAGCAACCACAAGCAAGCCCACACCUGAAGAUAAUAAUAGUGAUACUACAGAGAAGCCGAAAGGUGAAGGGAAGCGAACCCGAAAGUCAAGGCCUCGAUCUACAGAGAACCAGUCCUCUCCGAGCCGGGAGAAUCCGACGGAGGGAUCGAAGCCGAGCCGACGACAUCAUUCUUCGGAAUCUUCUAGGAAGACGAACCGCAACUCAACGGAUGACGAUAAGCCUCCGACAGCAUCGGGAUCGAAAACUUCGAACCGCAGGAAGUCGAAGACGACGUCGUCGGAGGAUAAGGAGAAGGAUAAGGAUGGUGGGUCCAUUCGGAGGGCGUCGGAGGAGAAAGAAGGUUCAUCAAGGAGGACGGCACGAGGACGGAGACAAUCGAAGGGGGAUUCCUUGACUGAAUUCCCCUUCUCAGAGUCUGGGGCUCAAUAG
Molecule: messenger RNA, 858 nt
Organism: Sphenostylis stenocarpa
Lineage: Eukaryota; Viridiplantae; Streptophyta; Magnoliopsida; Fabales; Fabaceae
Source: the annotation of a GenBank genome assembly